Aethalodelphis obliquidens (Pacific white-sided dolphin) is the source of this 1353-nucleotide messenger RNA. RefSeq names its product histone H2B type 1-K-like. The transcript has a single exon. Gene Ontology annotation, cellular component: nucleosome. The record is from RefSeq and is a predicted model, not a curated record. NCBI's taxonomy places the organism in Eukaryota, Metazoa, Chordata, Mammalia, Artiodactyla, Delphinidae. The coding region runs from base 22 to 402 and encodes 126 amino acids. Gene Ontology annotation, molecular function: protein heterodimerization activity; structural constituent of chromatin; DNA binding.
CGUUGCUUGUUUUUACAGAUCAUGCCUGAGCUGGCGAAGUCCGCUCUGGCCCCGAAGAAAGGCUCUAAGAAGGCGGUGACCAAAGCGCAGAAGAAGGAUGGCAAGAAACGGAAGCGCAGCCGCAAGGAGAGCUACUCCGUGUACGUGUACAAGGUGCUGAAGCAGGUCCACCCGGACACUGGCAUCUCGUCCAAGGCUAUGGGCAUCAUGAACUCGUUCGUCAACGACAUUUUCGAGCGCAUCGCGGGCGAGGCGUCGCGCCUGGCGCACUACAACAAGCGCUCGACCAUCACGUCCAGGGAGAUUCAGACGGCCGUGCGCCUGCUGCUGCCCGGGGAGUUGGCCAAGCACGCCGUGUCCGAGGGUACCAAGGCUGUCACCAAGUACACCAGCGCCAAGUAAAUUUGUCAAGUUAUUUUUAGAUUAACCCCAAAGGCUCUUUUAAGAGCCACUAAGUUGUCAGUAUUAGAGCUGAAAAUACGAACUCUGAAUUUAUAAAGUUCUAGCGAUAACGUGAGGUAUUGAGAAUUCCAUUGUACUGAAUCACACGUACUGUGGUCGUAAAUUGCCUCUGAAUAGGAGGAAACCAAUUAUACUACCAAGUGCUUCAGUAACACGGCCCUUAGAUCUGGUAAGUUAACACGUGAACACAAAGAGAAUCAUUCCUGUUUCGGGGGUCUUCUGUGUGAAGUACAGUGGCUUCCUGUUUAAGCCUUAACAGCCUCUGUCACGUGUCCUUUUUUUCUCCACCACUAGUGUUCUAAUGUGCAUUUAUGUGUUAGUAAACUUGGUCUCCAAUGACCUCCUAAAAUGCAGCCUUUUAACUCAGCAGUUAUCUCGUCCAGCCCAUUUGGGGUCAGGACAAUGCUAGAACUCUGCGCCGCCCUCCCCGCCCCCCCGCACCCCCCACCCUCACCCCCAGCCAGGAGGAACAAAGUCUGCAAGGCAAAGAGAAACAUGUCUUCAGAGUAAAGGUAUGUAAUAUGAGGGCUCACAAAAAAGAUCUUAUGUGGCCAAUUUACUAGUUUUUAAAAAACAUACGGCUAGAGAAACAAGUAACAGAUGGGUGGUAAAAUGGGGAAAAAUAAGGUCAUAUCCCUCACCCGACAUUAAGAAAUAUAAAGGACUGGAGGGAGAUUUUAGAGUUGAGCCUGAGUCCAGGCCUCUGGUCUCAUAAAACUCAGGCCUCCAGACAAAUCCAACCCGCAGCCGAGAAGCUAGUUGGAGGCCCCACCCGUGCCCGGGGGAAUCUUGCCCCGCGAUCACUACUGUGCUCAGUCCAUUUCCCACACCCUAGAGUUAACUAUGUGAACUGUCUUGAGCGAUCCACUUUAAAUGGUUUAAGACACCAGC